UCGGGCUGGGGGCAGGUCCCGGUGCGGAGCGGUGCGGGUCGGGUCGAGCCGAGCCGAGUCGAGUCGAGUCGGGCUGAGCUGGGACGAGCCGAGCCGGGCCGGGCCGGGCUGAGCUCGGACGAGCCGGGCCGGGCCGGGCCAUGGCGCUGCUGCUGGAGCACGAGUUCAAGCCGCUGCCGGCCGACAAACAGAUCGAGACGCUGCCGUUCCUGGAGGCCGUGGCGCACCUGCCGCCCUUCUUCGAUUGCCUGGGGACUCCCAUCGUCUACUCGCCCGUCAAAGCAGAUCUGGCAGGAAAUAUCAAGAAAAUCCGGGCGGUUUACGACUCCAACCCCACCAAGUUCAAAACGCUGCAGAACAUCCUGGAAGUGGAGAAGGAGAUGCACGGCUCGGCCUGGCCCAAGACAGGCGCAACGCUGGCACUGAUGUGGUUGAAAAGGGGCCUGAAGUUCAUGCUGGUGUUGCUGCAGAGCAUCUCCGACGGCGAGCGGGACGAGGAGCAUCCCAACCUCAUCCGAGUGAACGCCAUGAAGGCUUAUGAGAUAGCCCUGAAGAAAUACCACGGCUGGAUGUUGCAGAAGCUCUUCACAGGCUCUGUCUACGCUCUUCCCUACAAAUCAGAUUUACUGAAGGCAUUAGAAAAGGGUAAAGAAGUCAAAGAGGAGGAAACUGUAGAGAAGAUCCAUCAGUUUCUCUCGAGGGUCACCCCCAUCCUGGAUGCCAUUUAUGAGAUGUACACAAAGAUGAACGCCGAGCUGAGCUACAAAGCUUAAAGCUCCUCCCCGGGACUUGGCAGGGCUUCAAUAAGGUGUGAUGGGUGCUACGUGUCUGAGUCACCGGGCGGCUCCCGGCUGUCGGGCCGCUCGGGUCUGCAGUGGAAAACCUGUUUGCUUCUUUAUUUUUCUAUAAGAAUUAAUUUUCUAUUGAGAAUACGGCAAUAAACCGCCCGUGCUCCUCCUCCCCGGGGCACUUCCCGGGCUUUUCGUACUAAAAGAGGAACAAACAAAAGCGUUCCUAACCCCGGCUGCCGGGUGUCUGAAGCAAAGCAAGGGGAAUGAAGCGUGGCCGGCAGGCGGCUCUCGGCGCUGCCGCCUCGGCUCUGCCCUGCCUCCCUCCCUGACCAGGACAGAGGCACCGCUGUGCCCGUGCCCUUGAGCCCGGUUCCCGCCGCGUGCUGACGCCGCUCACCCACCGACGGGCAUCCCGGUGAGGAGCCUCCGGCGGCGGAGGAACCGAUGACCUGCCCCGGUGACCUCACCUCCGAGCCCCCUCUGCCCGCCGGGGUCUGUCCCCAGGAAGGAGCCGGUGCCUUAUUCACCGACCGCCUUACGGUGCUGCCGAUCGCCGCCGCCCCGCGCCGGGGAAGCGACUCAAUAAAAACUCACGGUAACCUCG
Molecule: messenger RNA, 1395 nt
Organism: Colius striatus (speckled mousebird)
Lineage: Eukaryota; Metazoa; Chordata; Aves; Coliiformes; Coliidae
Gene: GLTP
Product: glycolipid transfer protein
Exons: 5
Coding region: 141-773 (210 amino acids)
Biological process (GO): ceramide transport; intermembrane lipid transfer
Cellular component (GO): cytosol; membrane; cytoplasm
Molecular function (GO): ceramide 1-phosphate transfer activity; ceramide 1-phosphate binding
Source: RefSeq, a predicted model, not a curated record